Cariama cristata (Red-legged seriema) is the source of this 8573-nucleotide messenger RNA. RefSeq names its product polycystic kidney and hepatic disease 1 (autosomal recessive) (gene PKHD1). The record is from RefSeq and is a predicted model, not a curated record. The transcript has 53 exons. Lineage: Eukaryota; Metazoa; Chordata; Aves; Cariamiformes; Cariamidae. The annotation marks the transcript as partial.
AUGGACCUUUGGAGACCAUCCUUUCUGAGUGCUGAGCUGAUAUUCUUUGCAGUGACAGCCACGGGAUUGCUCAUUAAGCCCCGAGAGGGCAGCGUCGCUGGAGGAACGUGGAUUACUAUUACUCUGGACGGCUCAACAUCCCACCAGCUAGAAUAUGUUUCUUCAGCCAACGUGUCCCAGCUGGAGGUGUCCCUGGUCAACCCAGACCUGCCCAGGUUGCCGUGUGAUGUCUCUCCUCUGUAUUUUGACUUGGCCACUAUAAGAUGCAGAACAAGGUCUUCACCCCAGGAGGGUUUGUACUACGUGGAGGUGACCUUUAAAGGACAUGUGAUCAACAACCUGACUGAGGUGGAGAAAGAAAACUAUACUUUCAAGUUCUCUGCUGCGCAGACACCUGUGGUUUACCAAAUUAGUCCACCAUCUGGCAUCCCAGGAAAUUUAAUAGAGAUUUAUGGGAAGACAAUUGCUGGAAGAUAUGAGACCCUGGACUUCAAUGUGGAUUAUAUUGAUGGGCCAGCUAUCCUUAUGGCGGAAGGAGAUGGAUGGACCAGUCUCUGCUCUUUUGCUGACAGGCGAGCUGGAAGCAUCUACCCUAUUCAGACAGAAGAUGGACUGGGGACGCUGCAGUGCAGGGUGGAAGGGAACCAUAUAGGGUCCCACAAUGUUAGCUUCUCUGUGUUUAACAAAGGAAAGUCAGCAGUACACAAAGGUGCUUGGCUGAUCAGUGCCAAACAGGAGCUUUUCUUGUAUCAAACGCAUUCAGAGAUAGCCUCUGUGUUCCCAGCCAGUGGGAGUCUCGGAGGAGGCACUGAUCUCACUAUCACGGGUGAUUUCUUUGAGGAGCCGCUGCAGGUCACUGCUGCAGGUGUUCCUUGUAAAGUCAAGCACAUCUCUCCCCAACAAAUCAGAUGCACUACUGAGCCUGUCGGCAAGGGCAGGAAGCUUGGUGCCCCCCAGCCAGGAAACAGGGGGCUUCUCUUUGAAGUUUGGGAUGACGCCUCUGAUCUGACAGAAGCAGGUCCUGGAUAUAGAUGGCAGUUCGUACCUAAUGCUAGUUCCCCAGUAAGAUUCCUGUCUGGGUCAAAGGAGUCCUUCAGCUCUAGGCUUCGUGGAUUUUUUGUGGCUCCUCAGACCAACAAUUACACCUUCUGGAUUCAGGCAGAUGGUCAGGUGUCUCUCUACUUAAGUUUGUCCCAAGAUCCAGAACAUAAGGUGAGAAUAGCUUCUCUCCCUACUGGCAAUUCGGAGUGGUCUGAGAACUGGGUGAAGAAUUGGAGUGAGCACUGGCGGCCAAAAUCCCAGAAAUUUCAGCUAACUGCUGGUUCGAGGUACUACCUGGAAGCACUGCAUCAUGGAAAGGCACCUAGCAAUGGAAUGAGAGUUGGAGUCCAGAUACAUAACACGUGGCUGAAUCCCCACGUGGUGAACAACUACUACAUCGAGAGACAUGAAAUUCGGGCUCACGCCUCGCAUCUUCCAGAAGUGCAGAUGUUGACUGUGUCUGGUACAGGGUGUUUCAGUAUCUCAUGGAAUAACAUGUUGCGUAGAACGAUUCCCACAAAUGCUACGGCUCUCCAGGUGCAAACAGCAAUAGAGGAACUUCUUUCAACAGGAUGUGAAACUGAGCCAACUUCUGCUAAAAUCCUUUUCCGCAAUGGCUUUGAGAAAGAAGAUAUGAAGGAUGCCAUUACCACAGGACACAUCACCAGUAGAACAGAACCUUUCUGUGGGAGGUUCAGUGUUCACAGACCAAGCCAGCUGGUGAAAACUUCCUUAUCAACUCUACCAAGAUAUGAUCUUAAUGAAUACACACAUGUGUGUUUUGCACAUAAAGGCCAUAUGAGCAAUACCCUUCAUAUCUUGGUGUCCUACACCAAUGUCUCUUUAUGUUCAGUGAAGAGGAACCUCACCUGCCUAUGGAAUUUCAAUGAAACUGAGUCUAAAAGCUGGACAUUUACGUGCACUGACCUCUGGAAGGGGUGUGUGAAUCUCUCCACACUUCUCCAGGACCUCCCUGCCAAUUCCCCAGUGUUUGUGCAUCAGAUAGACUUGCCGAGCCCUGUGCUGCAAAAGGAAACCUCUGGGUCAUUUUACCUUGAUGAAAUCAUCAUUGCAGACAGAACUGUGACUGUUUCUCAGAGAGAUCCCAAACCACCUCAACCAGGUGGGAGGAUAGUUGAAGCAGUAUCUGUGGUGGGGUCUUCUCCCACUUACAAUGUGUCCUGGAUGGUGUCUGGCUGUGGUGCAAGUCUGCCCCUUCUCUCUCCAAGAGGUGCUUUGCUUGGAGAGGGUUCUAAGGAGUAUGGUUACCUUUAUGUCUCCACGGAGGAUGUGAGAGUCAGCCUCACCGUUCAGAGACUGCAAAAGUCAUCCCCACCUAUUGGAGGGACCUUCCGCAUCCACUUGGCCAAUACAGUGAUAUCAGAUGUUUCAGUGCACAUCUCCUCCAGCCAUCUCCGCAAACUUUUACAAGACAACAUAGAUAACUCUACAGCCCCGUACUUCAACACCAGUGACUUCAUUGUGACCAAAGACUCAAAUUCUUGCUAUGAAAGCAUCUGGACACUGACUUGGAAAACAAAAACUGGGGACUUGCCCAAUGUUAUCAAUGUCUCUGCCGAAAACCUCACUGGUGUGAAGCCAACUGUUUCUAGUCGUGUGGUUUAUGACGGGGGUGUGUUUAUUGGACCAAUAUUUGGGGACAUGCUUGCUACUUUCAAUAACAAAACACAGGUGGUGGUGGUGGUGAAUGAUGUCCUUGCAAACUGUUCUGGUUCAUGCUCUUUCCAGUUCAGCCAGGAGCUGACACCCUUAGUCAGCGAUGUGGAGUAUUCAUCAGAUGAUGGGUCCCAGGCCACAGUAGUUAUCAGGGGAUCUGGCUUCACUGAGGAGAAGUCAGCUCUUCAGGUGAGGGUGAACAACACGACCUGCAGCGUCAUAACGUUGAAUCAAACUGAGGUGGUUUGCCAGAUGGAGAGGCUACCAGUUGGAGCUUAUGAGUUGACACUACUGGUGAGACCUUAUGGCUUCGCACUCAAUGGCAGCACAGGAGAAGGCAUCUUCCUAAGAGCUGAACCAAAGCUGGUAGCUAUCGAACCUCCUACAGCUUCAGAGAUCGGAGGAUUGAGAGUGGCUCUCAGAGGGACCAAUCUGGAAGGAGUAAACUUGGUGUUGUUUGGGUCUCAGCCUUGCCCAAUUUUGGAGGAUGACAGAAAUUCAACAAGAAUUGAAUGUAAAGUUCCCUCUCGGGGGACAGAAGAUGCUGCUGUCCUCAUAACACUAAUUUCUGGGUACCAAUCAACAACAGUAACCAACUUGUUUCAAUAUGAUCCUUCCUUGAACCCUGCUGUUGUAUCACUGAGCAGAAACAGAAGUGGCAUAGCAGGGGGUCAGGAGAUUCAGAUUGGAAUAUCCCAGUUCGCCAGCUAUCGAGGGUCAGAUAUCAAGGUUCAAAUUGGGAGCUCAUUGGCACAGAUCCGGGUGCAGACGGACCAUGGUGUUAAUGUGAUGCUUCCAGCCUUGGCUGAAGGAUGGUACAAUGUUUCUGUCAUCAUCAAUGACAUUGCUGUCACAAACAGGGUUGAGCCGUUAAUCCAGUACCUCUCAGAGAUCUUCAGCAUAGAGCCGUGUUGUGGCUCCUUUCUGGGUGGAACACUGCUCACAAUCUCUGGGGUGGGCUUUAGCCAAAAUCCUGCCCUGGUUUCUGUUUCAAUGAACAGGCAAACCUGUACGGUUAUGCGCUUGGCAGAAGAGACAGUUUGGUGCCUGACCCCACCAGCUGCUAAUUUGUCUAAUGAAGAUUCAGAAGACAUCUCUGUCAGGGUAAACGUUGUCAUCAGCGGUAGGUCACUUCAACAUGCUCUUUUUGCCAAAAGGACCACCACCUUUAAUUACCAAAGAGAUUUGACUCCUCUGGUUACUGUUGUUGAAAUGGAAAUCACAUAUAGCAGCCUGCUUUUGAGCAUCCAAGGGAUAAACAUCACUGGAUCUGUGGCCAAGCUUGGACAUAGUGAGUGUGAACUUGAGUUUCAACGUGGCAACACGUCUGCAAUGUUUUAUCAGUGCUCUUUGCCACUGAACAGCCUGGAACCUGGGACUUUCCCCAUCCGGGUUAUCCAGAGGCAGCUAGGAUAUGCUCGUGUGACAGCAAGGCUGCAGGCCCUUACAAUAACUCCACGGAUAACCUCCAUAUUCCCAUCACAAGGAUCAAUCUGUGGAGGGAUGUUACUCACUAUAUCUGGCAUUGCUUUAAAAUCCAGGAGGAAUUUGGUACAGAUCAGCCUGGAGAGUAAUUAUUCCUGUGAGAUCCAGAACUCUGAUAACGAUGCCAUUAGUUGUAUUGUCCUUCCAGGGGCUCAUCAGUGGCUGGCUGAGGCAUCUUGGGCUCUUAAUGUCACAGUGACUGUCAAUGGGAUCAGCAGUGUCUGCCUCGGAGACUGUACACUCCACCUCCAUGAGCAGUGGACCCCCCUUGUAGAUUUGGUGACCUGGGAGGCCAAUGGAACAUUCACCUAUGUGAUGAUCAAAGGACAGAAGUUGGGAUGGCCAAGUGAUAGCCCCAUGGUACAUGUGGAUAACCAGACUGUCUGCAAGGUAACUUUCUGGAACGAGACCAGCAUCAAGUGCCGGACAGAUUGCAUUGCCCCAGGGGAGCACAACAUUUCCAUAUCCAACAGGAAAAGUGGGCAGGCUUGCUUCAGAAAGGCACCCAGUGUUCUCACCAUCCUGCCUCAGGUGUACCAGUUUUAUCCACGAAACUUCAGUACCAAUGGUGGAGGCUUGCUCACCUUAGCAGGCUCAGCACUGAAAGGAAAGAGAAUGACUUCUGUUCUCAUUGAUUAUCAACCUUGCCUCAUUCUCAGUAUCACCUGUGUAGCUAUCCAGUGCACAGUGCCUCCAGGUAAUGGGACUAGGACUUUGAGUCUAAAAGUAGAUGGCAUCUCCUAUUACCUUGGAAGAAUAAGUUACAAUAAGGAGUUUGCCCCAGCUUUCCUUUCACUUGUUGCAACUGGUCCCCUUUUAACGGUGACAAUAUCACGAGUCACAGAGAUGGACACCAUCUAUGUAUUUGUUGGAGACUUUGCUUGUAGUGGUGUCACCAUCACUCACUCUACUUUGCACUGCUCAGCUCCGCUGCUCCCUGUUGGUGAGUACCCUGUGCAGGGCCUGGAUGUCCCCAGGGGCUGGGCUUCCUCCAACCUGACGUUCACCUCUCCGCUGAUGGUGACAGCUGUGCAUCGCAACUGGGGUGGCUUGCAUGGAGGAGCAGUCUACCUGCAUGGAACUGGGUUUUCCCCAGAGAAAACUUUGGUCACAGUCUGUGGCACCAACUGUGGACUGUUCGGCAACAUGACGAUGACUGACCUGAGCUGCCUUGCCCCACGCUUACAUGCUUCUUUGGCCAUUCUCUGUGGCCUGACACAUUCUUCCGUCGACUGCCGAGAAGACAGAGCCACCUUCAUUGAAUGUGAUGUCCAAGUCACGGUGGGUUCCCAUCACCAAAGAGAAUCUGUGUCUUACUUGUACGUCUGUGAGGACAGACCACCACAGUGGCACCAGAGGGACAUCAACCCGCCCCAGAGGUAUUUUGCUGGACUCUUUGCCAGCCCUAAAGUGGAAAGAGAUGAAGUUCUCAUCUAUAAUAGCUCCUGUAACAUUACCAUGGAAACUGAGGCAGAGAUGGAGUGUGAGGGAGCUAAUCAGCCAAUUACCGCCAAGAUUACUGAGAUAUGGAAAAACUGGGGCCAGAACACUCAGCUUGCCCUCCAGUUCUGUGGCCAUUGGGAGGAGGACUCCAGCUGGCCUGCUGGCCACCAGCCACGAGAUGGCGAUAACGUCACGAUAGAAGAAGGCCGGACCCUGCUGCUGGGGACCACCACCACCAACCUCAACCUACUGCAUCUCAAAGGUGGCAAACUCUUGUUCACUGGUCCAGGACCUGUAGAACUACAUGCUCAUUACAUUCUGGUAUCUGAUGGAGGAGAGCUCCGGGUGGGAUCCCCAGAGGCCCCUUUCCAUCACAAAGCACACAUCUAUCUCUAUGGAAGCCACCAUUCUCCACCAUUAUUUCCAUAUGGGGUCAAGUUCCUGGCAGUGAGGAAUGGGACCCUUUCCAUUCAUGGCUGGAUGCCGAAAGUAGCUUUCACACACUUGAAAUUGUCAGCUUAUGCUAAUGACACACGAGUAGUGCUCCAGCAACCUGUUGACUGGCAACCUGGUGAUGAAAUCGUGGUGGGAAGGACAGGACUUGGAGAUGCACAGCAGCAAGAGGAAACAGCUGUUAUUGAGUCUGUGAACAACACAGAGCUGUACCUUAGAUCACCUCUCAGGUACUCCCACAGUGUUGGAGAGGGAUGGGUGAAUGGCCGAGGCCUGCCUUUGAGUGCUGUGGUGGCACUUAUUAGCCGAAGGGUUGUUGUUCAAGGAAAUGUCACGAUGGAGAGGAUGUCACACCUCAGAGAGUGUGUAAAAGCAGGUGUUACAAGAGGUGGAUCCAAGUGUCUGUACAAGCGAAGUGAGAGGCAGCUGGGGUCUCGGGACCUGGGGGCCAUCGUGGUUGUGGAGGCCUUCCAGGGAGAGGCGAGUCGGCUUUGGGUGGAGGGAGUCCAAUUCCGCCACAUGGGCCAAGCGUUUCGGCAGCACUGCAGUGCCCUGACUGUUGCUGGCAAUGCAUGGAUGGCAGACUCUUACAUACGUGGCUGUUGUGUUUUGGACUCCUUUGGCCAAGGACUCCGUCUGACCGGGAUCUCAAACCUUAGUGUGGAGGGUAAUGUUUUCCAUAACAUUUCAGGCCAUGGGCUUCUAUUGGGAGGGGGACUGGAAGAGGGAAACAAAGUCAGUAAUAACAUAGUGAUUGGCCUUUCUGGAACAGAUGGUUUAUCCAAUAUUGAGACACUAUCACCAGCAGGGAUCUACAUCAGGGCUCCUGCCAACCACAUCAAGGGUAACACAGUGUGUGCGGCUGGGUACGGCUAUUUCUUACAUCUGUCCCCUGAGGGACCAUCCAAAAUGCCUCUCCUGUCCUUCAGUGAGAACAUAGCUCAUUCCUGCACAAGGUAUGGGUUGCUGGUGUACCCGGAAUAUUUGCCAGACAGCCCAAACAGAUCUGUUCAACUCCACAACUUUACAGUUUGGAGCAGCCAAGGUGGAGCACAGAUUUUUAGUAGCAGCAACCUCGAACUGCAACGUUUCUGGAUUUAUGCUUGCAAAGACUUUGGCAUUGAUGUCAUAGAAAGCCUGGGAAACACUUCUGUAGCUGAUAGUGUUUUAAUUGGACACACUGGGCAAAAGGGUGGGACCUGUAUGUCAGCAGGACUAAAAACUCCCAAAAGAUAUCAGCUAUUCAUCUCCAACACUGCUUUCAGGAACUUUGAUAUGAACACUUGCACAGCGAUCAGGACCUGUUCUGGCUGUUACCAAGGGCAGGGUGGGUUUACAGUGAGAGCUGAACGUCUGACCUUCAUCAACUCGCCUUUCCAAGUGUCCUUCCCCUUUCCUCACUCUGCCAUCCUUGAGGAUCUCGAUGGCUCUGUCACGGGGCAGAAAGGGAGUCACCUCCUCCCUCCCACAGACAUCCUUGUGGCUUCUUGCACAGUCAGUGCCAACUUCAGGCAAGCUGCCGGUGGCAGUGUUUGUGGCAGCGACCUUGUUUUCCACCGUAUGUCUCUUCAUUUAAAAGAGGCUCCAGACUUUCCCUAUAACUUAACUGUGACUGACAGUAGGAAUAAGACAACCACAGUCAAUUAUGUCCCUGAUACUUUGUCAAACCUGUAUGGCUGGAUGGUUCUCCUCUUGGAUAAAGAGACUUAUGCGUUGACAUUUGACAACCCUUUGGCAAACAGACAGCUCCAGUAUUCAGUGACAUUCAGCAACUUCAUGACUGGGAAUUACUUGCUGGUGGAACACAGGGAUCUUGACGCCCAUCCUGAGGUUGUGGUGUCCUGUGGAACAAGGACUGGACGGCCACUCCAAUCGCUACCGUCCUACGGACAUCAUAGGAGCUGUGACUGGUAUCUUAACAGCAGACUGAGGAAGCUAACCUAUUUGGUCACAGGAGCUGAGUUAAUUCAGGUCACACUGAAAGAGAAGGAAAGAGUGGCUUUGCCUGCCCCAGUUCCUUCCAAUGCUGUCUUGAAAUGGUCACACCCAGGGACAUGGAAUGAUGUGGAAAAAGGCUGGGGUGGAUCCAACGGCAGCAUCCCAGGCCCUGGAGAAGACGUCAUCAUCUUACCUAACCGGACCAUCCUGGUGGAUAUGGCUCUUCCCCCUCUAAGAGGUCUUUACAUCCUGGGGACCCUCGAGUUCCCCAGCAACUCCAGCAAUGUCCUGAGUGCAGCCUGUAUUGUGGUGGUGGGGGGUACGCUGAAAGUGGGUUCUUUUCAACAUCCCCUAGAAAGGGAUUUAAAGCUGCUGGUCCUCCUUCGGGCAUCUGAAGGGAUUUACUGUGAUCGUCUGGAGGAAAUAAAUGUCCACCCAGGGAGCAUUGGGGUUUAUGGACAGGUGCAAAUUUAUAGUGCUUAUCCUAAGACAUCUUGGACACAUCUGGGAACUAAUGUUGCUCCCGGCAAUGAAAG